AUCUCCCCUCUCAUUCUCCUCUCUCCUCUCUUAAAAAAAACAAAAAACAAAAAACAAACUGUUGCAUUAUUUGCAGUUACAUCAGCAGUUACAGGGUACUAAACUCAAAAUUUUCUGCAAAAUUUCAAGAUGGGUUUGCCCGCAAUGGACGUCUCCAUAGACAUCAGCACCCAACAACCUCAAGCGGACUCCAAAUGCUACGACGACGAUGGCAAACUCAAAAGAAAAGGGACCGUGUUGACUGCGAGUGCCCAUAUAAUCACAGCAGUUAUAGGCUCGGGGGUUUUAUCACUUGCCUGGGCCAUUGCUCAACUUGGUUGGGUCGCAGGCCCCUCUGUUAUGAUUCUCUUCGCCUUUGUGAUUUACUACACUUCUUCGCUCCUCGCUGACUGUUAUCGGUCUGGUGACCCGAUGACUGGAAAGAGAAACUAUACUUACAUGGAUGCUGUUCAUGCAAAUCUUGGGGGGUUGAAGGUGAAGGUUUGUGGAUUCAUUCAGUACUUGAAUCUUUUCGGAGUUGCAAUUGGAUACACUAUAGCUGCUUCUAUCAGUAUGCUGGCAAUAAAGAGAUCAAACUGUUUUCAUGAGAAAGGGCACAAGAAUCCUUGUCAUAUGAGCAGCACUCCUUAUAUGCUCAUAUUUGGGGCCACGGAGCUUGUUUUUUCACAAAUCCCUGACUUUGAUCAGAUUUCGUGGCUGUCAAUUGUUGCUGCUGUCAUGUCAUUUACCUACUCGUUCAUUGGACUUUCCCUCGGCAUUUUACAAGCUGUUGCUAACGGUGGGAUCAAGGGAAGCCUCACCGGAGUCAGUAUCGGCGCCGUUACCGAGACCCAAAAGGUCUGGAGGAGCCUGCAGGCUUUUGGAGACAUCGCGUUUGCGUAUUCUUACUCCAUCAUUCUCAUUGAAAUCCAGGACACAAUCCGAGCUCCACCGCCAUCGGAAGCCAAGGUGAUGAAGAAGGCCACCCUCGUCAGCGGUCAGGUCCCACGUCUUCUGCUCUGCGGCUGCUCGGUACGCCGCUUCGGCGGACAGCCCAGGAACCACUCGCGGGCUUGGUUUAACCCCUUCUGGUCCAUGAUCGCCAACGCGGAUGUCUCCACCCUCGUGGGCUACCAAGUCUACUGCCAGCCCCUCUUCGCCUUCGUCGAGAAAUGGGCCUCCAACACCUGGCCAAACUCCAAAUUCAUCACCAAGGAAGUCCACAUCCCCCUGGGCACAACAAAGUCCUACGGCCUCAACCUCUUCAGGCUCGUUUGGAGAUCAGCAUUCGUAGCUCUAACCACCGUCAUCUCAAUGCUGCUGCCGUUCUUCAACGACGUCGUCGGCCUGCUCGGUGCUCUUGGGUUCUGGCCGUUGACGGUCUACUUCCCCGUAGAGAUGUACAUUGUGCAGAAGAAAGUGCCCAAGUGGAGCACGAGAUGGGUUUCCUUGAAGAUGCUGAGCCUUGCCUGCUUGGUGGUUUCCAUUGCAGCGGCGUCCGGAUCGAUCGCCGGGGUUGUUUCUGAUCUCAAAGUUUACCGGCCGUUUAAGAGCAGUGACUGAUCGUGUAAUAUUGGAGAUGGGAGGAUAGAGGUAUGGAUACCGUUGGUGAGGAACCAAGAAGAGCAGAGCAAGCGCUGUUGGUUGUUAUUGUUCUUAGAUUUUGGGGUUUAUGUUGUCACUGUAAUUUCAUUAACGAAGUUAAAUAUAUAGAAGAGAUGACGAUUCCCAAAUCAAAA
Messenger RNA from Asparagus officinalis (garden asparagus), 1718 nucleotides. Its product is annotated as amino acid permease 3. Lineage: Eukaryota; Viridiplantae; Streptophyta; Magnoliopsida; Asparagales; Asparagaceae. The record is from RefSeq and is a predicted model, not a curated record. Gene Ontology annotation, cellular component: plasma membrane.